UAGUAGUGCUUUAAAUGUACAAUCCGGCAAAUAUACUGACGGCUUCAGGGAUCAGAUAUUUUGCUACAUACAGCAAUGUAAUAGCAUCCGUGGAUAAACCUGGAAGCAAGGUACUAAUUUGGUACAUCCAGCAGUGUGGCCGCUCGCAUGUGAUGCUCCCCUUUGAUUUUCCGCCAUCUUCAACUUCCCAUUGUUCAUCAGGGCAGGCAACCGAAACUAGCCGUUCAGCUAGCUAACGUGAAUCACAUUAGCUUGUCGGUGGCAUUGUUGUCACCUUUGGCAGUUUCUUUCGUAGCCCACGUCGAAACAGAUUGAUUAACAUAGGUACAACGCAAUACACACACAGGACUGAAAAAUGAUGAUGGACGAUGACCAGCCCAAGACCCUGUAUGUUGGGAACCUGUCUAGGGAUGUUACUGAGCCUCUGAUCCUCCAGGUUUUCACACAAAUAGGACCUUGCAAGAGCUGUAAAAUGAUUGUUGACACGGCUGGGAACGACCCGUACUGUUUUGUAGAAUUCUACGAACACAGGCAUGCGGCUGCGUCCCUAGCUGCCAUGAAUGGACGUAAAAUAAUGGGUAAGGAGGUGAAGGUCAACUGGGCCACCACACCAACCAGUCAGAAAAAAGACACAAGCAGUAAGAAUCGCAUAUAUGGCGGAGGGGGUGUCAAGGUUUCUCUGAUAGUGGCCUGUUUCAUAUGUUUAGUCAUUGUCGUGUCUCUUCUUCCUCUAGAUCAUUUCCAUGUGUUUGUCGGUGACCUUAGCCCGGAAAUCACCACAGACGACGUCAAAGCGGCAUUUGGCCCAUUUGGAAGGAUAUCGGACGCUAGAGUGGUCAAAGACAUGGCCACUGGGAAGUCUAAAGGCUAUGGAUUUGUGUCCUUCUUCAACAAGUGGGAUGCUGAGAACGCUAUUCAGCAGAUGGGAGGCCAGUGGCUGGGGGGGCGACAGAUCAGGACAAACUGGGCCACCAGAAAACCCCCUGCUCCCAAAGCCACCUACGAAAACAACACGAAACACCUGUCCUUCGAUGAAGUGGUGAACCAAUCCAGUCCCAGUAACUGUACAGUGUACUGUGGGGGGGUCAGCUCUGGUCUGACAGAGCAACUGAUGAGACAGACCUUCUCUCCGUUCGGACAGAUCAUGGAGGUGCGGGUUUUCCCAGACAAGGGCUACUCGUUUGUGAGGUUCAACUCUCACGAAGGAGCAGCCCACGCCAUCGUGUCUGUGAACGGGACCUCGAUAGAGGGCCACAUGGUCAAGUGCUACUGGGGCAAGGAGACCCCAGACAUGAUAAACCCCAUGCAGCCACAGGUGCAGGUACCCCAGAACAAAGUGGGCUUCGCGGCCGCCCAGCCCUACGGCCAGUGGGGCCAGUGGUACGGCAACGCCCAGCAGAUAGGCCAGUACGUGCCCAAUGGCUGGCAGGUGCCCACCUACGGCGUGUACGGCCAGGCCUGGAACCAGCAGGGUUUUAACCACUUACCAGCCAGUGCAGGCUGGACGGGGGUCAGUGCCAUCAGUAACGGUGGGGUUAUGGAGCCCACACAGGGACUGAAUGGGAGCAUGCUAGCAAACCAGCCUGGCAUGGGAGCCACAGGAUACCCCACACACUGAUAGAGGGGGGGUAGCCUGGUCCAGCCUUCUGGCUGCUGCCUCACACAGACGUGUCGGAUGCCCUCUCCAUUCGUGGCAAACUUGAGACUCAUUGGUACAUGGAAUGAGGAGGCGAAAUGGACUUCUGAAGCAGAGGACUAGAAUAGGGGGGGAGGGGUGUGUUAAAGGGAGUUAGGGAAGUUGUGCCCACACAGGUAUUACGCUCUUGUGGUAGACAGACUACAUGGAAAGAGAGCUAGACCGUUUUAAGUUAAAGUGUAAAUGAAUAUUAAACUGUAAAGUAGAUACUUUUGGGGAUUUGAGCCUUUUGUUUACAAUGACUCAACUGCUAUCAUUUUCAUUUAUAUAUUGCCAAUUGUUAAUGCCGUAUUUUUCUUUUCUUUUUUUACACAAGACAAUUAUUUCAGUUUGAAACAAUGAAUCAUGUGCAGUCAUCAAUCUUAACAGGUAUUUGAUUUUUUUGUCCCUCCCCUCUUCCAGUUUAGAAUUCAAACCAGUUGCUGAUUGAUGCCACUGCUUUCCCCUCUAAGGGCAGAUUGAUAUUGCACAGUUUUUCUCUUGUAAUUUUACAAAUUUGAGGGGGUCUUUUUGCAUUCCACUGUUUUCCUGUUAUAUCACAUUUUUCUCCCCUUGUGUAAAUAACCAUUUCAAAAUGUAUAAAGCAAAAUGUCAACUGGGGGCUCGCUUUCUUUUUUUAGUUAUGUUUUGUUUUGAUAGAUGAGUAGCACCUUGUGAGUAGCGAAUCAGCCAUGUCAAAUGUUUCUCUAUGAUGGCACUGGCACAAUGCAGUGUUUGUGAUACUUCCAUGCAGGGAAUACAUGGCAUUGCUCCAGUGUGUAAAAAAAAAACGAAAAAAAGAGUUGUACUAUUAAGUAAUACUGUGCAUAAAAUGGCAUUUCUCAUGUUUUUUUUUUUUUAACAAAUAUGAAACACAAGACUUGAUCAGAAAUUCGCACUAUCGUCCUUUUAUGCCAGGGAAGUGGAAGCUUAUUGCGUUGCCUUAUAGAGCUAAUUUGUUCAAACUGAAAUGACGAAAUAAAGAGUAGGCAGUGCCUACAUGGUAGACUUAUGGUUUUAAGAGGUGUGACCCCUGGAGUUUGAUCAUGUUUCUGCUACUAUAAUCAAUGUCUUCUUGCUUUGUCCAAUAAAAUUGCUGAAGCGCU
This is a messenger RNA of Hypomesus transpacificus, 2781 nucleotides long. Its product is annotated as nucleolysin TIA-1-like. Bases 356 to 1618 code for a protein of 420 amino acids. Gene Ontology annotation, molecular function: mRNA binding. The record is from RefSeq and is a predicted model, not a curated record. The transcript is spliced from 11 exons. Lineage: Eukaryota; Metazoa; Chordata; Actinopteri; Osmeriformes; Osmeridae.